Messenger RNA from Pipistrellus nathusii (Nathusius's pipistrelle), 2355 nucleotides. Lineage: Eukaryota; Metazoa; Chordata; Mammalia; Chiroptera; Vespertilionidae. The record is from the annotation of a GenBank genome assembly.
AUGUCCAAGAUGCCGGCCAAGAAGAAGAGCUGCUUCCAGAUCACCAGUGUCACCACGGCCCAGGUGGCCACCAGCAUCACCGAGGACACCGAGAGCCUGGACGACCCGGACGAGUCACGCACCGAGGACGUCUCCUCUGAGAUAUUUGACGUGUCUCGGGCCACGGAUUAUGGCCCCGAGGAGGUCUGCGAGCGUAGCUCCUCUGAAGAGACUCUCAACAACGUUGGGGAUGCGGAGACUCCCGGCACGGUCUCCCCAAACCUCCUCCUGGACGGGCAGCUAGCGGCCGCGGCUACUGCUCCCGCCAACGGAGGAGGAGCCGUUUCUGCCCGGAGCGUGAUUGGGGCGCUGGCCAAUACUGGGGCGACAGCUGCCACCGCAGCCCCCUCUUCGGGGGCACCCGGCGCCCCCCCGGCCGCGGGCUCAUCCGCGGGGCCAGCUCCGUCGCAGCCCACCACCACUUGUAGUUCCCGGUUUCGCGUGAUCAAGCUAGACCACGGGAGCGGGGAGCCCUAUAGGCGCGGCCGAUGGACGUGUAUGGAAUACUAUGAGCGGGAUUCGGACAGCAGCGUCCUGACCAGGUCCGGUGAUUGCAUUCGGCACAGCAAUACUUUUGACCAGACUGCGGAUCGAGACAGCGGCCUGGGCGCCACCGGAGGGUCGGUGGUGGUGGUGGUGGCCUCGGUGCAGGGGGCACACGGGCCCGACUCGGGAACUGACAAUUCCCUGACUGCUGUGUCACAGCUACCCCCGUCGGAGAAAAUGAGCCUGCCCGCCCCGGCCCCGCCGCUGAGUUUUGGCGUCGGGCAGCUCCAGCCGCCGCCUCCGCCCGUAGGUGGGGCUGUGGCUCCAAGCUUGGCUUCGAGGCCAUCGUUCCCGGGGGCCGCAACCGGACCGCAGCAAGUGAUGGCGGCUCCGCAGCCCAGCCAGCCCCAGGGAACCGGGCCGGGCGUCAUCCCUCCGGGGCCCAAUGGACAGGGUCUUCCGCCAACGAAUGUAACCCUGGCGCAACCCGGCGUGUCUCUGUCUCCGCAGCCUGGCCCGGCCGCCAGCGCUGCUGCGACGCCGCAGCCUCAGCAGUUCGCGUAUCCCCAGCCUCAGAUUCCGCCGGGGCAUUUGCUGCCCGUCCAGCCCUCCGGCCCUAGUGAGUACCUGCAACAGCACGUGGCCGGCCUGCAGCCGUCGUGCCCCGCUCAGCCCUCUGCCGCCGGCGCUGGAACGAGCCUCGCCGCAGCGGCCAGCCUUCCGGUGGGCACUGGCCAGAAUGCCCCCUCGGGGACCGCGCCGAUCAUGGGCCCCUCUUCCCUGCCAAAUGAAGCUGUGGCUCCGGGGCCGGGAAACGCGCCAGGCGGACGGGCCGCGCCUAGUCAGCCGGCUGGAGUUCCCCCCGCUCCUGUGGGAGGCACGGUGCAACCGGGCCUGGUUCCUACCGGGGCCGGGCAGCCCCAGUCCGCGCCUUCGCCGCAGGUGGGAGGCAGCGGUGGGCCGACAGCCGCGUCCUGUGGCCCUCACACCACGGUGCCCGGAGUUCCAAACGUGCCUGCCGCCGUGCCCGCUCCAAGCGUGCCCAGUGUAUCUACCACAUCUGUUACUAUGCCACAUGCACCCACGGCGCUGGUCCAGUCGCAGCAGUUGAGCAGCCAUACGCCAGUCAGCAGGAGCGGCAGCAUAUUCCAGCAAGUCGGGCUGCCUUUAGCGCAAGGCACACCCAGUGCACCAACAAGUCUACCACAGUCUGACCUAAGCCAGUUUCAGACUCAUACCCAGCCUUUAGCCGGACAAGCUGACGAUACUAGAAGAAAAUCAGAACCCCUACCUCAACCACCACUUUCUCUCAUUGCUGAAAAUAAGCCUGUUGUGAAGCCUCCUGUUCCAGAUGCCCUGGCAAAUCCCCUUCAGUUAACACCUAUGAACAGUCUGGCCACCUCUGUAUUCAGCAUAGCUAUUCCUGUUGAUGGUGAUGAAGACAGGAAUCCUUCAACUGCUUUCUACCAAGCGUUCCAUUUGAACACGUUUCAGGAAUCAAAGAACCUCUGGGAUAGUGCAUCUGGGGCAGGUGGUGUAGCCAUUGACAACAAAAUAGAACAAGCAAUGGAUCUGGUGAAAAGCCAUUUGAUGUAUGCAGUAAGAGAAGAAGUGGAAGUUCUAAAGGAACAAAUAAAAGAAUUAGUUGAAAGAAACUCUUUACUUGAACGAGAAAAUGCACUGUUAAAAUCUCUUUCAAACAAUGAUCAAUUAUCCCAACUCCCAGCCCAACAGGCCAAUCCUGGUAGCACUUCUCAACAGCAAGCAGUGAUAGCACAGCCUCCGCAGCCAACGCAACCUCCACAGCAGCCGAAUGUCUCCUCAGCAUAA